This is a messenger RNA of Nicrophorus vespilloides, 1000 nucleotides long. RefSeq lists its product as uncharacterized. The coding region runs from base 14 to 979 and encodes 321 amino acids. The transcript is spliced from 5 exons. NCBI's taxonomy places the organism in Eukaryota, Metazoa, Arthropoda, Insecta, Coleoptera, Silphidae. The record is from RefSeq and is a predicted model, not a curated record. Gene Ontology annotation, molecular function: protein-containing complex binding.
UGAUAAAGUCAAGAUGAGGAAGACAGAUUUCUUCCGUGGCACAGGAGUCACCUACGAGUCGCAGAAGUCGUGGUUCGUGUUCCCCAAUAAGAGGAAUCAUCGACUCAACAUUGAAUUCCGCAAGAAGUUCGAGAAGAAUUCCGUUUUCUGGUUACUCAAAUUCGUGGCUAUGAAGAAGACGUUAAUGCCGGAUGGAAAGUUCUGUCUGUAUUACGAGAUAAUGCGCACCAUCGUCGUUUGGUUGAUCUGCAUGAUCAAUCCCGCUAUUUACAUUUACGAAAAGUACAUUCCCGACAUCAGAAAGUAUAUGCUAUGCGCUAACGCUCUCCUCAUCGUCGAUAUUUAUAUGCAGAUGCACGUUUGCUACUACAACGAGAACGGAUUGUUGAUCUCGCAUCCGAGCUACACGGCUCAGAACUACAUCAAAACGCGAAUGCCUUUGGACGUGUUCGCUAUGAUUCCAUUGGAUAUGAUCAUCACCAUCGUUAUCGAUAAGAGCAACAUGAAGAUUGCGGCAGGCAUCUGCAUGUACGAAGCCGUCGCCACGAUGAACAAGUUCCUCCUCAUCUUUCGCUCUCGUUGCUUGUUGCACAGCAAAAAGGUCCUCGAUAAACCAGUAUUAACGCUCGUCAUCGUUUAUUUCAUCGCGAUAUUCUUGAUUUUCUACAACUUCUUGGCCUGCAUGCUGAUGCUGACCACCGGGAAAUUUGUCUACGAACAGGACACUCAGCAGUACUACAUUAGACCGAAGAACUUUAGCUGGCUCACUGACCAUCGAAUCAUGUCUCAAGUGGAUUACGAUCUUAACGAACCGAUAUACUUUUAUCUGACCUGCUUGCGUUGGGUCUCGAUGUACGUGCUUCUGUUGGGUUACGAACGUAACGAUUUGGCUCCGGAUGGAAACGAAAAGAUAUUGAGCAUUUUCUGCUGCUUAAUUGGUUGCGAUAUUCACAGUUGGUUUAAACUUGAGUUAAUUUGAUUGCGUUAGGUUACAUGACGA